AUGAAGCACCGCGCCAACCAGCUUGCCAUAAUGAGGAUCGCCAUCGCCGGCGGCGGCGGUUUCGCACAGAUCCUGGCCCAGCAGAUAAGCCAGACGGCGCAUGCAUUGCUUGUCCUGUCCCGCAGGCCGCACCCCGAGCUCGAGGACUUCUGCCCCGGCUGCCAAGUUGCCAUCGUCGACUAUGACGAUGUUGAGAACCUGCGAUACACGCUGCAGGGCGUUGACCUGGUCAUCUCCACUAUCGCCGGCAACGAGCAGCUCAACCUCAUCGACGCCGCCCGCCGAGCCCGCGUCAGGAUGUUUGUCCCAUCCGAGUUUGAGGGGGAUCUCGGCCACCGGCCGGCAAACGAUCCUCUCGACCGCGGCUCCCAGUCUGCCCUCCAGCUCCUCGAGAGCUGGUCGCAGUCCAGAUCCCACAGGCUGCGCUAUACCGUCUUCUCCUGCGGCAUCUUCAUGGAGCGCUUCGGGCCCGGGGGCCUGCAGACGUACCAGAUCGGAGCCGGGUGCGGCAUCCAGGGACCCGACGACUAUCUCAUCAACAUCCAGGACGGGAGGGCAGAGAUCAUCCCGACCAACUCGGCUGGACGGCCUGCGCACGUCUCGCUGACCUCGGCGUACGACGUGGCCCAGUUUGUCACGGCGGCCAUCGAGAUGGGCCUCGACAACUGGCCCAAGGAGUUCCGGAUGAGAGGCGAUACCAUGACGGUGCAAGAGCUUGUCACGACGUGCUCCAACACCCUUGGAAUCCCUUUCAGCCUUGUCACUCGCCACUAUCAGGAGGUGGAAGCGCAGGCCGAGUCCUGCCUGCAGCGCGGGGACUGGGCACAGUGGUACUACUUCCAGAGGCUACUCCAGACCGCCAACGGCCGGUACCAUGUCCGCCAGCCCAACUUGAACGAGGCCACCCAGGUGCAACCUAUGCCGUUCAGAACGUGGCUGGAGAGUGUAUGGCCAUCAGGUGUCUGA
Molecule: messenger RNA, 966 nt
Organism: Thermothielavioides terrestris NRRL 8126
Lineage: Eukaryota; Fungi; Ascomycota; Sordariomycetes; Sordariales; Chaetomiaceae
Exons: 3
Coding region: 1-966 (321 amino acids)
Source: RefSeq, a predicted model, not a curated record